UAAAUGUACAUAACCAACACUAAAAUAGGGGUAGUGGGAUAAGACCAUAAAAUAAAUAUUUACAACAUCUACAAAUGCAAUCAUGUUAGAAAUUUAAAUAUAUACGAGAAUUCAAACUGGGUAGGUGGCGAUGGCUAAUGGCUUAAUCAAAAGUUCAGAAGUCAUGCAGUGUGGGCCAUGGGAACGACUUUUUAGCAAUUCCAUAACGUAAGGGGUAAGUCCUCAAAACGCCUCCAUCCAACAAAGCUAGCCCCUACGAACAAUCUGCAAGCUACCAUACACUGUAAACACAAACAUAUUAGCUUCACAAAAUUGAAGCAGCAGCUAGCUAGGGAUAUGAUGAUGGAAAUUAGUUGUGGAGCAGAAAGUUCUCAAUUUGAAAGUUUCCCACGGAAAGGUUCAGCAGUAGAAGGGAGUAUUGUGGGUGUUGAUGAUGAUAUACUGGAGAUCAAAGGCCGGCUGUGUGGCUCCCCCUCAUCUAAACUCGAAGUUGUGGCGCUAGUGGGGAUGGGAGGCAUUGGCAAAACGGCUCUUGCUAAGAAAGUAUACGAAGAUCCAUUAGUUAUGCACCACUUCUACCUGCGAGCCUGGAUAACUGUAUCAAGACAGCAUCGAGUUGGAGAAAUGUUUCUUGGUCUUCUGCGUUGUGUCUGCCCAUCCAGCGAUGAAAUCUACAAGAAAAGUGAGCAUCAGCUGGCGGAAGAAUUGCGCAGAAGGCUGAUAGGUCACAGGUAUCUUAUUGUCAUGGAUGACGUGUGGAGUACUGAGGCCUGGGAUGAUGUUAAAAGGUGUUUCCCGGAUGACAGGAAUGGGAGCCGGAUUAUACUGACGAGCUGGGUUAUGGCAGUGGGUGUUCAUGCUCACCCAGGUAGUCCUCCACACUGCCUGAGGCCUCUGGAUUUGCAUCAGAGCUGGGAGCUGCUAUGCCAAAAGGUAUUUGGAAAGACACCCUGCCCCUCAGAAUUGGUGGAGAUUGGGAAGAAAAUUGCAGAGAGAUGUGGAGGUCUACCUCUAGCAAUCGUCGUGGUUGCUGGUUCUCUUGCUAAGGUAAGUAAGACAAGAAGCUCUUGGUCCAAUUAUGCCAAAAUGGUUGGUUCAGCUGCAAAUGAACAAGAUAAACAGAAAUGCUUAGAUAUACUUGCUUUGAGUUAUCAAUACUUGCCUUGCCAUUUGAAGCCUUGCUUCCUCUAUACGGGAGCUUUUCCAGAAGAUUAUGAGAUCCCUGCUUGGACACUAUUCAGGCUAUGGAUAGCUGAGGGGUUUCUGCCAGAAACAAAGCUAAAGAGCCCGGAGGAAGUGGCAGAACACUGUUUGGAGGAUCUUGUCAGUAGAAGCCUUGUUAUGGUUUCAAAGAGGAGAUCUGACGGUGGAGUUAAGACGUGUGUUGUUCAUGAUCUUCUGCGCGAAUUGAGUUUGCAAGAAGGCGAAAAGGAGAAGUUUAUGCAUGUUAAGAAAGAGCAUUCCACCAUUUAUAGUGCAUAUGCUUAUAAUAGUAAGCAGUCUACUCCUGUCACCUCUUCUUUUCUAUCUUUUGGUACAAUUGGCAUGCCCCAAUCUGAGACUAUUUUCCUUAUUUCGACCUUCAGAUUGCUGAGAGUAUUGCACUUAGUUGGACACACAUUUGUUCAUUUCCCAGUAGAGAUAACCCACCUGAUUCAUAUGAAGUAUCUAGCCCUUAGUUUCUCUCAACCCGACUUUCCUCUUUCAGUGUCCAAACUUGUGAAUCUACAAACCUUAGUCCUUGAAACAUCAGGAAGUUUGAUCUUGCCAACAGAAAUGUGGGAAAUGGAAAAGUUGAGGCAUCUGCAUCUUAAGAAUUCCAGUUUGUGGCCUAGUCCUCCUAUGACAAGUACCAAGGUUUUGUCGAAUCUGCAAACUCUUUGCUUUAUAGACCUCAACAGUUGUACAAGAGAAGUUUUCAUUAGUAUCUCCAAUCUUAAAAAAUUGGGCAUCACUGGAUGCGGUGCAGGACUAGAAGUAACAAAUUGGGCGUUAUAUCAACAGCACUGGAUUAGACAGCAGUUGAAUGGUUGCCUCACCAAUCUUCUUUACUUGAAACAACUAGAAACACUAAAGUUUUGCUCAAUCUUGAUAAAGAAUUUCCCAUGCUGGGAUGCUUUCCCACCAAAUCUUAAAAAACUGAGCAUCAAAAUGUGCUAUUUGGUGCCCAAAUCUGUGACCACUUUCUCUAUGUUACCCAACCUGGAGAUUCUGAAACUGAAAGAUGUGAAUUUCGAAAGACAUGCUUUCGAACUGAGUGAACAAGUGUUCAAAAAGCUGAAGUUUCUGCUGAUUCAGUCUUCCACCCUUAAGCUCUGGGAAGUAGCUAACAGUUAUCAUUUCCCAAAACUUGAACGCCUAGUUCUGAAGCAUUGCUUCAGCCUGAAGGAGAUUCCUAAUGAGAUCGGGGAUAUCCCAACACUUGAGUUCAUUGAGUUGCACCAUUCUCCUGCAGUUGAACACUGCGCAAGAAGGAUUGAAGAUGAGCAGAGGGAUUUGGGAAAUGAUAGCUUCAAAGUUUAUAUCAACCGUAGUGUUAUCCCCUGUGGCAUGGACAGAAAUGGGUGAUUUCUUCCCCUCCAGAGACGGAGGAGGCUUCUUCAUCUCCAAAUUUGAAGACUAAGGAGACUAUGAUCUAGGUUUCCUUCGUCUCCAUUAAGGAGGACUCAAAGAAUUCUUCAAAGAUAUAUAGGUAAGUUUGAAAACUAUAUUAUCAUGUAUUUCAGUGAACUCUUUUGUCAAAACUUCGAAGCUGCUUUCCAAUUCACUUUAGCAAUUAGCAGCCUGCAAUAAUAAAAAAAAACUAUAGAACAUUGCUUAACCCUCUAUCUUUAGCUAAUCAACCCCUACUUCUCAGAUUCACUAGAAAAUGCCUCAUCUAAAGUGCCGAAAAGUUCAUAUUUGGUUUAGCGAUGGAAUAACCUGAGUAUGCUUGAAACGAAAAGGAGCUCCAUUGGCGUUGCGAGGC
Ipomoea nil (Japanese morning glory) is the source of this 2968-nucleotide messenger RNA. Its product is annotated as putative late blight resistance protein homolog R1B-14. Bases 337 to 2568 code for a protein of 743 amino acids. NCBI's taxonomy places the organism in Eukaryota, Viridiplantae, Streptophyta, Magnoliopsida, Solanales, Convolvulaceae. Gene Ontology annotation, biological process: defense response to other organism. Gene Ontology annotation, molecular function: ADP binding. The transcript is spliced from 2 exons. The record is from RefSeq and is a predicted model, not a curated record.